Messenger RNA from Schizosaccharomyces japonicus yFS275, 2971 nucleotides. Its product is annotated as AGC/PKA protein kinase Pka1. Lineage: Eukaryota; Fungi; Ascomycota; Schizosaccharomycetes; Schizosaccharomycetales; Schizosaccharomycetaceae. The transcript has a single exon. Gene Ontology annotation, biological process: signal transduction; negative regulation of gluconeogenesis; negative regulation of cell cycle switching, mitotic to meiotic cell cycle. The record is from RefSeq and is a predicted model, not a curated record. Gene Ontology annotation, molecular function: nucleotide binding; cAMP-dependent protein kinase activity; ATP binding. The coding region runs from base 275 to 1522 and encodes 415 amino acids. Gene Ontology annotation, cellular component: cAMP-dependent protein kinase complex; cytosol; fungal-type vacuole.
CGGAGGUCGACGCAGCUAUGACAACAUGCUAUAGCAGAUUCACCCUCCCAUUUCCACGGUUUACAUAGACCUUAGCUUUAGCCAGCGUGCACCAGCUCAAGCAAUUCAACUGGAUAAAAGAAAUUGUUUAGUGCGUAGAGGAACUCAGAGAAGCGUGUACACGAACUGUGAAAAAAAACGGCGUGAAUUGGACAACAUACAAAGGAGUUACGAACAUAAACAGCAGGUCUUAAGAAACCAAUGUAAAAAAGCCUUUGUGGAUAAUACAGAAGCCAUGGAGGUCAAGUACAUGUCAGCUAAUAGCGGAAUACGUGAGCAACAGCCCUUUGAAGAGGGACGGACUCAAAAAAAAUACGAGAUGGCUCCUCAUGCAUGGAAUGAGGAUACUGUUCCAAAUCGAACCGAUACGGAGGAGGGGAGGUUUAAUGAAAAGAAUGAUGAACUGGUGAUCACACCAGAGGAGCUUGAGAAGCAACGGCAACGAGAAAUACGCGGUGCUCGUAUUAUGCCUUUACUCGAUCUCCAACGAAAAAGAAUUCGGCCUCAAACACAUCAAACGAAGGGACGUUAUAACAUGGAGGAUUUUUCGUUUUCUCGGACUCUCGGUACGGGUUCGUUUGGCCGAGUUCAUUUGGUGCAGUCAAAACAUAACCAUCUCUUUUACGCCAUUAAAGUGCUCGAAAAGCGAAAGGUUGUUGAAAUGAAGCAGGUGGAGCAUUCGUGUGAUGAACGACAAAUCCUUUCGCGUGUACAACACCCGUUCAUCACUAUUCUUUGGGGCACAUUUCAGGAUGCACGGAAUCUAUUUAUGGUAAUGGAUUUCGUGGAGGGCGGCGAGUUAUUUUCUCUAUUGCGGAAAUGUCAUCGGUUUCCCGAGCGAGUUGCUCGAUUUUACGCUGCAGAAGUUAUUUUGGCACUCGAUUAUCUGCACCACAACCAGAUCGUGUACCGUGACUUAAAGCCGGAAAACCUUUUGCUUGACCGUGGUGGACAUGUCAAGAUUGUCGAUUUUGGCUUUGCAAAAAAUGUUUCUCAAGGAAACUGCUUCACACUCUGCGGAACACCGGACUAUCUUGCUCCCGAAAUCAUUUCCUUGAAGCCCUAUAAUAAGGCCGUGGAUUGGUGGUCUCUGGGCAUCCUAUUGUUUGAGAUGUUGGCUGGAUAUCCUCCGUUUUACUCAAACAAUCCUAUGAAAUUAUACGAAAACAUCCUCGAAUCUACAGUGAAGUACCCUUCACACUUUUCUCCCUUGGCAACAGACCUUAUUUCUCGGUUACUGCAGCGUGAUCUAUCUAAGCGGUAUGGUAACCUAAAGAACGGCAGCUUAGAUAUUAUUCUUCACCCAUGGUUUGAGGAUAUCAACUGGGAAUCUAUCCUUACUCGUAAAGUUGAGGUACCUUAUGUACCGCCCAUCCGUGCUGGCACUGGCGACUCGAGCCAAUUUGAAGUUUAUGCUGACGCCCCUCUUGAUUAUGGAGACAACACGUCGCCCCAGUUCACUGAGUUGUUCCAAGACUUUUGAUUGUUCAAAAAGUUACACUACUUUCGCACUCUUAUCUUUUUUUGUAACGCUUCAUGACUACGCAUUGCAUUUUAUUUCUCUCUCGGCAGCUCCUAUGUGUGUGAGCUUGUAUCUCGUCAACAUAGAAUGUUUUCUUUUAAUGGUUUACUUGCAGCGUUUGAGAUAGCGGGUACAUUUUCUUUUCCUUUUUUGUUUCCACUCAGAAGAACAUUUAUACUUGACAGUUAUUUGGUAAACUUCCUUUUCUCUUCUUUUAAAAGUCAGAACAUUAAGUGUCUGUUUUUCGUUUAUUCCUGUUUCACGCUUUGCUGUACUCAUUAAUUUGGAAGAAUAAGCAGAGCAAUUGACUGUGACAAAAAAUAGCGGCAUUUUUCUUGCUUAUUUUUUACACGUCGUUCUGCCUUAAGGAGGGGCUGCUAUGAGUGGGGCAGGAAAUUGUCCAUUUCCUGCUAGUCCAAUUGGCUGGUAGAGUUACAAAUCAACAUAUUCAACUUCUCGUUGCGGAGAACGGGAAUUUGACUUCACGCUGUACAAACCAAGUCUUAUUGUGGGGUCUAUCUCCCCUAUAUUUUUCGAAAAUUACUGCCGUGCCGGAGGAGCAAUAAAAUCAAAAACUCAACCAUAGCGGUUGAAAUUGGAGGAGGAUCUUAUAUACUUACCAUUUAAUGAAAGCUGCGAUAUGAAUUCUCGAUAAAACUCGAGUCAACUCUAUGUUUAAUGAAGUGAUGACCACUGAGGUCAACAAGUGGUUGCUUAUUUACGUGGCAUCCCUUCUAUCGAGUGACAUCCUUGUCCUUCUUCUUUAAGAGCUAAUUUAUUUCUCGUCUAACACGCCCCGCCCCCCUUUGCUCCAUUUAAAAAUGUAUUUCUCAAUUGCCGAAGAAAUGUCAUAGGAAAUUUACUCAACCUUCGUCAUUGCCUUUCUACUUAAUGGACAUGUUUUGUAGUAGUGAGACAGCCCCGUUACACCUUAAUAAUCUCCAACCCGUACAAAUUAGGAAAGGACUAUGUUGUGACAAACCCACACACAGCUUUAUCAUCACUAUUCAUGUUAUUUAUACAUCUCUCGUCGAGUAAGAAAGAGAAAAAGAAAGAGAAAAAAAUAGACAGAAAAUGGAAAACAGCAAUCAACCAAAAAUCACACACCAGUGGUAAAACCAACAAACGUCUAAAGUAAUAGUAUGUCUCUGGGUGUUUGGAACGGAAAUAAGAACUCUACAGGAAAUCCAUCAUCAUUACAGAUACGCAAAGCUGGGGGAGGGUAGUAAGCUGAAGUAGAUGGAUAAUUUUUGACCAUUGAGCACGGGGUACAUACACAAUUUGGUAGGAGUGAAUGAAGAACAUAGACAGUAUUAGCGGUAUAAUGAACGCAUACUUUUAAGGAAAAUGAAGUAGCGUUGCGAAAUAAUAGAUGCACUGAACACGUCAUUAUGGCUUGGUUCAUACAAU